AAACCAUUCGACUCGUGGCGUCUGCAUCAAGUCUGAAAGCAGACGCGCAACUUUCGCAGAAUCCACCUUAAAAUCUCUGCCUUAAACUGCACCAGCCCCCAAAAAAUCCAAGGGGGGAAAGAAGGGGGGGAGAGCAGAUUCCCCCCUCCCCCCUCUCCUCUCCCAUCCCUCCCCCUUCCUCCUCCCUUUGAGUUAACAAGGCCCUGCUCACUAUAUCUCUUUAUAUUAAAAAAUAUAUAUAUUAGAGAAGAGCGAGGGAGAGAGAGAACCACCUCCACCCCCUCUUUUUUUUUAAUUUUUUAUUUAUUUAUUUAUUUUUUUGCAAGAAUCCCAAGAGCUAAGGUGGCUGCAGAGGGGAGAGCGGCGCGAGCCAAGUGGGGGGAGGGUGGAGGAAACCCGGGAGAAGGCUUUCUCCAGCCCCCAAAGUUUUGAUGAUGACCAUGACUACGAUGGCUGACGGCUUGGAAGGCCAGGACUCGUCCAAAUCCGCCUUCAUGGAGUUCGGGCAACAACAGCAGCAGCAACAGCAGCAGCAGCAGCAGCAGCAGCAGCAACAGCAGCCGCCGCCGCCGCCGCCGCCACAGCCGCACUCGCAGCAGAGCUCCCCGGCCAUGGCAGGCGCGCACUACCCUCUGCACUGCCUGCACUCGGCGGCGGCGGCGGCGGCGGCGGCGGCCGGCUCGCACCACCACCACCACCAGCACCACCACCACGGCUCGCCCUACGCGUCGGGCGGCGGCAACUCCUACAACCACCGCUCGCUCGCCGCCUACCCCUACAUGAGCCACUCGCAGCACAGCCCUUACCUCCAGUCCUACCACAACAGCAGCGCGGCCGCCCAGACGCGAGGGGACGACACAGAUCAACAAAAAACCACAGUGAUUGAAAACGGGGAAAUCAGGUUCAAUGGAAAAGGGAAAAAGAUUCGGAAGCCUCGGACCAUUUAUUCCAGCCUGCAGCUCCAGGCUUUAAACCACCGCUUUCAGCAAACUCAGUACCUGGCCCUUCCCGAGAGAGCUGAACUGGCAGCUUCCUUAGGACUGACACAAACACAGGUGAAGAUAUGGUUUCAGAACAAACGCUCUAAGUUUAAGAAAUUGCUGAAGCAGGGCAGUAACCCGCACGAGAGCGACCCCCUCCCGGGCUCAGCGGCCCUGUCACCGCGCUCGCCGGCGCUGCCUCCAGUGUGGGACGUUUCUGCCUCAGCCAAGGGCGUCAGUAUGCCCCCCAACAGCUACAUGCCCGGCUAUUCGCAUUGGUACUCCUCUCCACACCAGGACACGAUGCAGAGACCACAGAUGAUGUGAGUUGUCUGAGGGAAAUUGAUACCCUAGGGAAACGUCUGAACAAGGCAAGGAGGAUCCAGGACCUGCUUGCAUCUGCCAAACCCAGCCGAAGGAGCAGGCUCGGGAGGACUCUUCUGUGUGGCAAGACAGUCUGGGCGCUUGCUCGCCCUCUCGCUCUCUCUCCCCCUCUCUCCUCCUUCCCUUCCUUUCCUUCCCUCCUUUCCUUUUUCCCUUUCUUUUUCUCAUCUGCUUUUUCCCUUGAGCAGCCUCAGUAACUGAUUUUGCAUCUUAGAGAGAGAGAGAGAGAGAGAGAGGGAGUGAGAGAGAGAGAAACUGGUUUCUAUGCCAGUGCUCCUGAAACUCCUCACUGCAAGGACAUUUUCCCUUACCCUUUGGGAUCCAGGCUCUGAGCCUCCUCUUCUCUUUGGGAAUAUCCAUCAAAACGACUUUUUUUUUAACAGACAUUUUCCCCCACCAGAAGAAUCUGCGCAAACAUGGCAGCGUUUUUACUUGUUUAAUGAGCUUAAGACAUUACAUGAUGAAAAAGAAGCAUUUCGGGCUCCUGCAUUUUUAUUUACCAAUCCCAGACUGACAAAACAAAACAAAACAAAACAAGAAAAAGAAAAGAGAAAGAAAAGAAAAAGAAAAAACCUUUACCUAACAGCCCUUCUUUAAAGAAAAAGGAAAAAUCGGCUGUAAGAUUAGAACAUUGCCACAAAGGGAACGCUGCAUGUUUUAUCAAAAUGCAAUGAGCAAGAAUGAUGAUGUUUUUUAAAAAAAAAACAACAACAAAACAAAACCACUCUUUCCCCACCCCACCCCCAAACCCUGAACUGGAAUCAGGAAAGACAGAGGAAACAACCAAAAUCACCAUUCUAUUGCUUUGAUACCUUUACUAGGUGAAUUGGUGGCAUUCACUAAGCUAAUAGGGACGUUUAUAUUGAGAAACAUUUCUGUAUAUAUUGUUGAAUUUUAGUUGUACAUAUACUUUGUAUGGUUUUGUCUUCUUUCAUAUAUGGAGUAAAAGCCACAAAACGC
Molecule: messenger RNA, 2324 nt
Organism: Felis catus (domestic cat)
Lineage: Eukaryota; Metazoa; Chordata; Mammalia; Carnivora; Felidae
Gene: DLX6
Product: distal-less homeobox 6
Exons: 3
Coding region: 432-1307 (291 amino acids)
Biological process (GO): embryo development; regulation of transcription by RNA polymerase II; cell differentiation
Molecular function (GO): DNA-binding transcription factor activity, RNA polymerase II-specific; RNA polymerase II cis-regulatory region sequence-specific DNA binding
Source: RefSeq, a predicted model, not a curated record